AAUAGGUCCUGUUUGAUAAUGGAGUACCCACUGCGCGUUGGGAUUUUGCCUAUUAUUCUUGCCUUUUUGUCUAUAGUCGAGUCGUCCUCGACCAGGCGUGUCCUUGUGUUUGGCGGGAAUGGCUUCAUUGGUAGCGAGGUCGUCUCGCGACUCAUCAAACAAGGCGAUGAUAUAACUAUUGUAAACCGCGGGAACUGGUACUUUGACUCCAAAGAGCGUAUCAAGCCAUACACAAGUACUCACUACCGAUGCGAUAGAGAUAAAGCCCUUCACUUGGAGUGCCCCGAGCUCCUCACUUCUGGGUUCUACGACAUCGUGCUCGACUUCAGUUCAUACACGUCUCUGCAAAUCAAGCAAGUCUUAGAGACGUUCAAGGAGCGUGUUGGGCUGUACAUCUACAUCAGCUCAGAUUCUGUCUAUGAAGUAUGUGAUAAAAAGCACAAAGGGCCGUCCCGUGAAGAGGACGCUGUGCGACCGAAAAGCCCCAAGAAGCGAUUGAAGCUCAAGAAAUCGGAAGAGUAUGGCCACGAGAAACUCGCCUGUGAGGAGGCACUUCGAGCCCAGAGGAAAGCAGGGGGGUUCCCGUAUGUUGUACUAAGGCUCCCGGAUGUAGUAGGACCAAGGGAUGGUUCAUUCCGUUUCUGGACCUAUCAGCUUUGGGUGCAAACGCACAAGGCCAUAGAGCACCCUGUGCACCUCCCCCAAGGGGUAUCGAACAGGCCAUUCAGUCUUGUUCACGUCGAGGACGUAGCAAAUGCUGUAGAGAAAAUUCUAGAGAUCGGUAAUAAGGCUUAUGAUCAAGCAAUCAAUCUGGCGUUUGAGGAGCAUUUUACGCUGAAGGAUUUGCUUGAGAGUAUAGGGCGUGAAGUACGUGUAACCGAUAUCACGUGGCUGACUGAUGAAGAGACAGCAUGGCACACGUACCCUACGGUGAUGCAAGGACCACUAGACAUCAAUCGUGCCAAGACCUUGCUGGACUGGAAGCCAAUGGCCUGGGCGGAUUCGCUAGCAUCGCUGACUAAGUAUUACGAGGAGGCAAUGACUUCCAAACACCUCCGGGAGGAGAAAGAGAUGGUUCUGGCUGAUUUUAUGGAGUACCACGUGCCUGAGGAAAAAUCAGAGGUAUUUCUUCGUGCACUGAGUAACAUUUAUGGAGAAGAGGUUUUUGACGGGAUUAAUCUGGAUCUGGGAUUUGCUGAUGAUUCCUUGGCACUAGAGAGGAGAGUAGAUAUUGGGAACGAUACGACCACUGAUAAUAAAAAAGAGCCCAAAUCUGAAAAAACCGAAGAAGACGCAGAGAAAAAGGACGAAGAUAUUAGAGAAACAAACGAUGGAAAAUUGUCCGAUGAGCUUUGAGAUGAUAAGAUGUUAGUUUGAUGUUAAUGUUAGUUUCUUAUUGGUUACGCUUAGGGCGGUCAAAAGCGAUUUAGAUUAUUACUAUUUUUAUUGCUAUAGACCAUUUUACCCUUUGCAGUCCAAAUAUUGAAUUUAAGACAAUGAUUACGCUCAAAUGUUUAUAUUUGAAUAUAUUUUGUCUUCAACUUGCGUGUCAAAACGAGACACAAUAAUUGUCAAUUUACAUACUAUAUACAUUUUACAACCAAGAAUUGUACGAAAUUCCGUUGCUUGUAAUUACAAUGAAUACAAUAAUAUUAGAAAACGCUACACAUAUACAUUCGGGCUAACUAA
Molecule: messenger RNA, 1689 nt
Organism: Nematostella vectensis (starlet sea anemone)
Lineage: Eukaryota; Metazoa; Cnidaria; Anthozoa; Actiniaria; Edwardsiidae
Exons: 1
Coding region: 19-1356 (445 amino acids)
Biological process (GO): beta-D-galactose catabolic process via UDP-galactose, Leloir pathway
Cellular component (GO): cytosol
Molecular function (GO): UDP-glucose 4-epimerase activity
Source: RefSeq, a predicted model, not a curated record